AUGCUACUGAGUGAUGGAGAUGGAUGGCAUAUACAGGCAAGUGUCAGAGAUAUCGUGCUUUACUCGUGUCUGAACAUGCUGAAAAAGAAUUGUUUUGACCUCCUCGUGGUCUGGUUGAUGAACAAGAUGCAACACUCGCUCCUAACGCUCCAGUAA
This is a messenger RNA of Phytophthora nicotianae INRA-310, 156 nucleotides long. RefSeq lists its product as hypothetical. The transcript is spliced from 2 exons. The record is from RefSeq and is a predicted model, not a curated record. Lineage: Eukaryota; Oomycota; Peronosporomycetes; Peronosporales; Peronosporaceae. Bases 1 to 156 code for a protein of 51 amino acids.